Messenger RNA from Rhododendron vialii, 681 nucleotides. RefSeq names its product protein DOWN-REGULATED IN DIF1 11-like. The transcript has a single exon. The record is from RefSeq and is a predicted model, not a curated record. Lineage: Eukaryota; Viridiplantae; Streptophyta; Magnoliopsida; Ericales; Ericaceae. Bases 47 to 505 code for a protein of 152 amino acids.
UCUCUCUCCUUCUCUACGACUCUAUCUAAACUUCCCCGUGACAACCAUGCAAAAACUCACCGCACCCUCCCUCCUCCUCCUCCUCGCCAUCUACACCGCCGCCGCGUCCAAAACAGCACCGAGCCCAGCAGCGGACGCCGACAUCUCACCGGUGCCAUCGCCUGCCGACAGCGACGAGCACUUCCUGAAAACCUGCGUCGAGAAGUUCACCGACGAGUGCGGGAACCAGGUGUUCCGCGGCGUGUUUCAGCACGCGGCGGUCACGGGGCCAUGCUGCAAGAACCUCGUGGGCGUGGGGAAGCGGUGCCACGACGGGCUGGUUCGGAGGAUCCACGAGGCCGACGUGCGGAGGGUGCGCAAGGGUAACCACGGAUCAGGCGGGGCCGUUAAUGAGAAGCACGUUGCGAGGAUUUUGCCAAGGAGCGAGAAGGUCUGGAGCGAUUGUGUGAGGCUCGGGGUGGCCCCUGGUCGUGUUCUCCCAGCACGCGUGCGCUGGUUGCCCUGAGAUGGUUUGCUUUAUUUUAUUUUUUUAAUUUUUGCUGAAGCGAUGGCUUGGAUUAGUGUGGUUGGAAAGUGAAUAAAGUCAGAGUACUCAUCGAAGAAAAAAAUUUAUGUUGAUCGGACGUACCACACUCGAUUUUUACUUGUUGUAGAGACGAUCAUGAUAUUUCGAGGUUUACG